AUGGCCCUCUCGCAGUCGCAGCACCGCCUUCGCACUCUCGACGAGGCCGUAGAGACACACAUUGGCGAAAUCAGUUGGAAGCAAGUUCUCCAAUUGGUCCUAAUUUCUUUGGCGUGUUUCUUUGACGCGCAACAAAACUUUAUCACCAUCUUCACUGACGCCCACCCAAGAUGGAGCUGCAACUCUCAAUCCCCCGCCGCGUGUGCCGACAUGUGCCGGCUGCGGAGGGCUCAUGCUCUAUCCUGCCUCAUCAUGUCGGUUUUUGGGAGCCUAACCGUCUUUUCUGUGAACGUGUGGAUGUACGCCGAGCUCCAAUUCAUGAGCAGCCUCGGUCGAGCCGUUAUCGGCUCGUGCUCAUUCGUCCUCGGGAGCGAACUCGUCGGCCAGAAAUGGAGGGGGAAAAUUCGGCAUUUUCGGCUUCUUUACUCGAUUAUCGUCUACUUCCCGGCUCACGAGUCCCCGAGAUGGCUCUACAUCAAGGGAAAAAAUGGGAGUUCACAUUGGAAUGAUCAUUUGUUGACUGAGAAUUAUGUAGAACAGAAUCACUCUACUGCGUUUAAAGUCUUGUUCCAGCGUAAGUGGGCAGUGAAGAGAUUGAUAAUGAACUCCGUGGCGGGAUUCGCGGUUGGGUUGGCCUACUAUGGGAUGCCUUUAGGCCUCGGGAGCUUGCACUUCAAUUUAUACAUAAACGUCGGGAUGAAUGCCAUGUCGAGCCUCCUGUCGAACGUGGCCAUGCUUUUUGUGAUCGAGAGAAUGAGGCGGAAGGUGUUUAUGGGUGGACUGUGUUUGUUGAGCGGGGUUUGCAACUUGGUUGGUGUGUUCGUGAGGCCGAGGUGGAAGAUUGGGAUGGAGCUACUCUUUUUUUCGGGCGGGCAUGGCCUUCAACGUGCUUUUGGUGUACGUGAUGGAGAUGUUCUCGACGUGCGUGAGAAACUUCGUUGUGUCUGUAAUAUGGCAUCCCUCACAACAGACACAACGAAACCCACGAACACGCCCGCCAGGUUGCAAACCCCGCUCAACAAAUAUAGCCCACCAAUAAACACCUUCCGCCUCAUUCUCCCGAUCACGAAAAGUAGGGCCACGUUCGACAGGAGACCCGACAGGGUAUUCAGCCCGACGCUUAUGUAUAAAUUGAAGUGCAAGCUCCCGAUGCCCAAAGGCAUCUCAUAG
Molecule: messenger RNA, 1170 nt
Organism: Striga asiatica
Lineage: Eukaryota; Viridiplantae; Streptophyta; Magnoliopsida; Lamiales; Orobanchaceae
Source: the annotation of a GenBank genome assembly